UGAACGCGUCAUACUUCCUCCCCUGCUGAGCAGACCGGACUCAGGAGGGUGAAUCUACCUCUGCAUACCGACACACGAUAACGGUAAAUGCUCCUCUGUCUUCAACAUCUGACCCGGGAAACACCAAACCUGACAGCGAAGGAGCCACAACAUCACACUGGACUUCAUCUGUCAGCGUCACGUUAUCUUCCAACAACUCACAGCUGCAUCAUUAGCAGACUAAGCUAACAGGAGGAGGUAGCUAACGACUGUGGCUAAAACUCCUGCUCUGCUGACGACGUCCCACUGCAGAGUGCUGGUCCUGACAGACCCAGCUAUGUAAGCUGCUCUCAUGUGUAGAUGUGUAAAUCCAUACAGGGCCUUGCUGAGACUGCUUUUCAUCUGGUCUGGAGGACCAUACUAUAACUGUGACUUUGACAUCCGUCAGACUUUCAGCUAAUUUGGCUGAACAGGUGUGUGUUGGUUUGGAUCAUAGAGUAACUUGUCAGAGCAGCCUCCGCCCCUCCACUCCCUCUGCUCUCACUGUGGGACUACUAUGCCUCUGGGUUUGGGAAGAAGGAAGAAAGCUUCCCCGUUAGUUGAAAACGAGGAAGCGGAGCCCAUCCGCGCAGGCCUCAAUGUGUCAGGUAUGGACCUUGAUGGAGGUGUUGUUGGGCUGGGGGAAGGUGCCACCUCUGAGGGACUUCCUCCUCUACCCAGCAGCAUGAGACCUCGACUCAUCUUCCACACACAGCUGGCACAUGGUAGCCCCACAGGCCGUAUUGAGGGCUUCAGCAAUGUGCGGGAGCUCUAUGCCAAGAUUGGUGAAGCCUUUGGCAUACCGCCAUCGGAGGUUAUGUUUUGCACACUGAACACUCACAAGGUGGACAUGGAUAAACUCUUGGGAGGUCAGAUCGGAUUAGAGGACUUUAUUUUUGCCCACAUCAAAGGUCAGAAAAAAGAAAUAGAGGUGUUCAAAGGGGAGGAUGCACUGGGGCUGACUAUCACUGAUAAUGGAGCUGGCUAUGCUUUCAUCAAGAGAAUCCGUGAAGGGAGCGUCAUCCACCAGAUCCAGGUCAUCAACGUGGGCGACAUGAUUGAGUCGAUCAAUGGUCACCGUCUGAUCGGCUGUCGACACUACGAGGUGGCUAAGAUGCUGAAAGAGCUACCCAAAGGAAAGCUUUUCACCAUCAAGCUGGUGGAGCCACUAAAGGCCUUUGAUAUGAUCGGUCAGCGGUCUGGAGGGUCCAAGUCGGCAUCGGGGGUUCAGCUGGGUACAGGGAGAGGAACACUCCGGCUGCGGUCUAAAGGUCCCGCUACUGUGGAGGAAGUGCCUUCUGCAUUUGAAGAAAAGGCCAUUGAGAAGGUGGAUGACCUGCUCGAGAGCUACAUGGGAAUCAGAGACAGUGAGCUGGCGGCCACAAUGGUGGAGCUGGGAAAGGACAAAAAGAACCCUGAUGAGUUUGCCGAGGCUUUAGAUGAAACCCUGGGAGAUUUCGCUUUCCCUGACGAAUUUGUUUUCGAUGUCUGGGGUGCCAUCGGAGACGCUAAAGUCGGACGAGUGUAACCACAGUAACUAGAGGAGUGGAAUGGCUUCUGUGUGUGUGACGCCCACAACAUUGAGCACUACUAGGAAACACAACACUAUCGUCAUAAGUGUGUUUUUAUUUCAGUGUAUUCUCCUACUAUUUUUAAUUUAGAGAGUGCCCUUUUGGGAGACUCUGUCUAGACAAAGACAAUAAUGCCAGUUAAUGGGAGAACGAGAAGAAGGAGGAGACUGUGGUGAUUUCCCAAGUGCUUUUAAAUGUCUUCCAGCUUUUCCCAAAAACAUCAAGCACGCUGAUGAGAAUUCCCUCUCACAUGAACCUGCAUGUCAUUGUUGUGUUUGCUGGCAGUGGAACAAGUACAGCACAAGUCUCUUAAUAUGGGAAAAAUAAACUGCUAACACAAAGUAGACAUUUGACACAUACCCCUCAUGCUGCACUGUGUUGCUGUAAACCAACAGUAGAAGUGAGUGGAGAUUGCACUGCCGCUCAGCGGCCGAGUGGCACAGGUAUUUCACAAUACAAGGCGUCGAACUCCCUGAGCUUACAGUUCAGUGUCGUCGUCUUGAACUGCUCCAAUGUUUCUGUUAAGGAUCCGUUUUACGAGCAUGUGCUGGUAUAUUUUUAUUGUCACCAUGAAAUCUGCUGUUUUUGUUUUGUAUUGUUACAGUUCCAGAAGAGUCAAAGUGAUGAGCUGUAGCUCCUGAUGCAAAGAUCAGUGGUGUUUGAUAACACACUCCAUGUUGUUGUGUGUUAACUGUGAAACAUAGCAGCACAUUCUAGUCUCAUGUUCUUACAUUUGACAGUGUUAAAGAAAAUCAGUAUUAAUUUACCUUGUAUGGGAAUGAGAAGCAGAUUAGUUUACAGGUCUGUGGAUUGUGUCGACUUGCUCUUUUUUUUUUUUUUAAGGUAGUGUUUUUGUAUAAAGUGAUGUUAUCUCUAUUUUAAAACAAGGUUUGUGGAACAGAUGAUGAUGAACAGAUGAUCUUAGCUCAUGCAACUAUGUCAGGUAUUACAGGGAGCAGUAUUAAAGGAGGUAGAAGGAGAGUUGAGAGAUGAAGUAGUUGUAUUUAAAAAGUGAGGAAGAAAAAUUAGUCUGUGAAAUGCCUUUUAUUUGUUUCCUCUUUCCAUGCAGUUUAUAUAUUUUGUUAGAUGUCUACAGUCUGGUGCACGGUGCUGGACAAACAAACCGUACUUCCAUCAUGUGUUGCAUCGACGUGUGUUCUUGCAGCCACACGCAAACUUUGGUGUUUUCAGACGGUCCACAUUUAUGAAGCUAUUUUGUUUUUACUGUUUAGAGUUAACGAGUAUCUAAAUGGGGUUAUGUGAUGAAACUGAUGCUAGAACACUGUAACACUGAGAAGAGCAUUAUUUUGAUGGCUUUGUAUUACACUGUUGUCAUUGUCCAAUUGUAAAUGCAAUAAUAACAUUGACAUGGCA
Messenger RNA from Solea senegalensis (Senegalese sole), 2963 nucleotides. RefSeq names its product GIPC PDZ domain containing family, member 1 (gene gipc1). Gene Ontology annotation, molecular function: protein binding. Bases 536 to 1546 code for a protein of 336 amino acids. The record is from RefSeq and is a predicted model, not a curated record. NCBI's taxonomy places the organism in Eukaryota, Metazoa, Chordata, Actinopteri, Pleuronectiformes, Soleidae. The transcript is spliced from 7 exons.